AUGUCACUGACAGAUUUUUUGGCAGAUCAGUCAACCGGUUCUUGGGCGGAUGAAAUGGAAGAUUUACCUUCUGCGCCUGCCGCGGCGUUUUCAGAUCACGAGAAAGGUGGUUUCGGAGAUAGGAGAUCGGGCUUUUCAGAAAGAAGAACUUAUUCAAGAGAUUCACGUUAUGAAUCUCGUGAUUCGCCACGCGAUUCUAAGUUUCCAUCUCGACAUGCUCAACCACUUCCUACAUCCCCACCUUAUACAGUCCAUCUUGGUAAUUUACCUUAUGACUUAACUUUAACUGAAGAUGAUGUAAAAAAAUUUUUUUGUGAAUCAAAGAUCAACACUGUUAGGAUUCUACGUGACAAAGAUGAUAAACCGAAAGGUUUUGGAUAUGUUGAAUUUGAGGAUCUAGAAUCAUUGACCAAAGCACUGCAAUUGAGUGGAGAGAAUUUGGGGAAAAGGCCGGUUAGAAUUAGUGUAGCUGAACCACGUGAGCGCGAAGAUCGUACCGCUGGUGAAUGGCGGCGGAUAAUGCCAAGAGAAUCACCGGCCUCUUCACCAAGAAGUGAUCGUUUUGGUAGCAGUGAUAAAUUUGGUAGUAGGGAUGACAAUAAAUGGGGUGACCGUGGUGGCGGUUUUCGUGAUCGAGGUGAACGAUCCGAUCGUGGUGAACGUGAUCGAAGUGAUCAUCGGGCGGAUCGCAGUAUUGAACGAAAUGACCGAGGUAAAGGAGAUACAGAGUGGAGAGGCGGAGCUUUCAGUAAUAGACCAAGUGGUUUUCGUGAGCGUCGAUCCGAGGAAAGGUUUAAUUCAGUGCGAAAGCAUGACAUACGUCCUUUACCUGAGCCGAAAGCCGAAAAUACCGAUACGGUGGCUACUGAUGUUGCUACAUCUCCUCCACCCAUGCGCAAAAAGCUUGAACUUAAGCCACGAAGUUCUGCUACUGUUAUUCCAAAUGAAGCCGUUUCUCCACCAAGAUCAUCCAAGCCAAAUCCAUUUGGUGAUGCUAAACCAAUAGAUUCGGAUGAAGCACUUCGAAGACGACAGAAAAUGGUGAUGCUUAAAAUAUGA
Messenger RNA from Funneliformis caledonium, 1059 nucleotides. NCBI's taxonomy places the organism in Eukaryota, Fungi, Glomeromycota, Glomeromycetes, Glomerales, Glomeraceae. The record is from the annotation of a GenBank genome assembly.